This is a messenger RNA of Drosophila virilis, 2025 nucleotides long. RefSeq names its product Acyl-CoA synthetase family member 2 (gene Acsf2). The record is from RefSeq and is a predicted model, not a curated record. NCBI's taxonomy places the organism in Eukaryota, Metazoa, Arthropoda, Insecta, Diptera, Drosophilidae. Gene Ontology annotation, biological process: fatty acid metabolic process. Gene Ontology annotation, molecular function: medium-chain fatty acid-CoA ligase activity.
UGUACGCGGCGAAUAGUGGACGUGUCUGUCCGCAGCCUUUUGGAAAAUUUUAUUAAGUGAAUCAAACGCUGCGCAAAUUGUGAAUACAUAUUGACACUUGAGAAGUUAUGAAAAAAGAACAAAUUGUGCUUUAAGUGUGUAAAAAAGAAGAGUUUGAAACAUGUUCAACAAGAAACUGCAAAUCGUGUCCAGACAUGUGCUCGUUCAGAGCUUGGGCCAGCAGGCGCUGCGCAGCCUGUCCUCAUCGAGCGCAGCAGUCAACAGCUACCUACAUCACAUAGGCAAGGAACCGCUGGUGUAUCGCAAUGUGGGCCAACAGCUGGAGCUGGCCGCCUCUCAGUUUGGCAGCACGGAAGCCCUGGUUUCGUGUCACGAGGCUAAGCGAUAUACGUUCCGCAGCCUGUUGGCUGAGGUUGACCGCUUGGCGGCGGGCUUACGCAAGCUGGGACUGCAAAGGGGCGAUGCGGUUGGCAUCUGGGCGCCCAACUAUAUCCAAUGGUAUCUGGGCAUGAUGGGUGCGGCGCGUGCGGGCCUCACCUCGGUGGGCAUCAAUCCUGCCUACCAGGGACCCGAGAUGGAGUACUGCCUGAACAAGGUGGACAUCAAGGCAAUUCUGGCGCCAGAUACAUUCAAGACGCAGAACUACUAUGAGAUACUACGUGACAUCUGCCCGGAACUGGCUCAAUCGGAGCCGGGCAAACUCAAGAGCGAAAAGUUUCCGCAUCUGCGCACCGUCAUCAUCAACAGCCAACAGAGCCUGAAGGGUGCGCUACGCUUCGAUGAGCUACUGGAUCUGAGCAAUGCCAGCGAGCAGGCGGAGAUUGGCAAGCUACAGCGCGAAAUACAGCCUGAAAGUCCGUGCAAUGUGCAGUUUACGUCGGGCACCACCGGCCAUCCCAAGGCGGCGGUGCUCUCCCAUCACAGUUUCGUCAACAAUGGCAUCCAUGUGGGCAACCGCAACGAGCUCGAGGGCGAGCGCAUUUGUGUCCAGGUGCCGCUCUUCCAUGCCUUCGGUGUGGGCAUCACCAUCAUGGCGGCCAUGGCCAAGGGCGCCACUCUGGUCCUGCCAGCAGCUGGCUUCAAUCCGAAGGACUCGCUGCAGGCAAUAGUCAACGAGAAGUGCACUGUGAUACACGGCACACCCACAAUGUAUGUGGAUCUGGUGGCUGAGCAGCGCAAGCUGCAGCUGCCGCUGGGCAAGAUUAAGAAGGCCAUCACUGGUGGCGCCGCAGUCUCGCCGCAGCUCGUCCUGGACGUGAAGCAGGUGCUGCGCGUGCAGGCCGUCCACAGCGUCUACGGCCUAACCGAAUCAACGGCUGUCAUCUUCCAGUCUCUGCCCGGCGAAAAGGAUGAUCGUGUCCUUCACUACGUGGGUCACCUCACGGAUCACAUCGAGGCCAAGAUUGUCGAUGCACAGGGCUGCAUUGUGCCCCUCGGCCAGCCGGGCGAGCUGUGCGUGCGCGGCUAUAUGACCAUGCUGGGCUACCAUGGCGAUGUGGAGAAAACCAAGGAGAUUCUCGCCGAGGACAAUUGGCUCCACACGGGCGAUCAGUUUGUGCUCGAGAGCGAUGGCUACGGACGCAUCGUGGGCCGCCUCAAGGAAAUGGUCAUACGAGGCGGCGAGAAUAUUUUCCCCAAAGAGGUCGAAGACUUUUUAAACAGCCAUCCGCAGGUGAUCGAGACUCAUGUUAUUGGCGUUCCUGACGAGCGUCUGGGCGAGGAGCUCUGCGCUUUUGUUCGCCUCGAGAGCGACGUCGAUCCCAAGUCCUUUACCAACGAGGCCCUGAAGGCCUACUGCAAGGGUAAACUGGCCCACUUCAAGGUGCCACGGUAUGUGGUGACCGUCGAUACAUUCCCCACUACCACCUCCGGCAAAAUUCAAAAGUUCAAGCUUUUGAAACAAUUUGAGGACACUUUCCACCCGAAGAAGGACCAAGCACAGGCUGUUCGAGUUUAAGUAUUAGCUCUUGUUCUUGUACAGAUUUUAUUUACUCAUAUAGCAAUAAAAAUUGAUAAUUAAAUGUA